This is a messenger RNA of Helicoverpa zea (corn earworm), 2378 nucleotides long. It is a transcript of the gene unc-119, whose product is annotated as protein unc-119 homolog. Gene Ontology annotation, biological process: lipoprotein transport; nervous system development; cilium assembly. Gene Ontology annotation, cellular component: cilium. NCBI's taxonomy places the organism in Eukaryota, Metazoa, Arthropoda, Insecta, Lepidoptera, Noctuidae. Bases 332 to 976 code for a protein of 214 amino acids. Gene Ontology annotation, molecular function: lipid binding. The transcript has 4 exons. The record is from RefSeq and is a predicted model, not a curated record.
UCAGCACGUAUUACUUUUAUGAAGAGGUUUCAAAAUACCAAAAUACAUAUAAGUUAUUUGGUUGAUUUUUCACAAACUUAGACCGAAAUCAAAUAUAGCGAAUAAUAGUAAAGUUUAGACCUCUAUUUGGCCGUGUAUCCGAUUGCUGCCGUCAUAGUUUCAAGUUGACGUGAAAGACAAACAUUAGCGAUCAAAAGAAUUUUAUUCAGAAAAUAUGAAAAUGCCCUAAAAAUGCUUUGAUAUCUUAUUAGUUCACCCUUUCAAAUUUCUAUCUAUUGUGCCUAUAUUUUUGAGAUUACUUACAACACAAGAUUUACUUCACAAUUGCAAAAUGAGUUUAGUGAGGAAAAAGUGCGAAUCAAUAUCGAUGCUUGAAACCAAUAAAGACGACGUAAUAGUGAGUGAAAUAACUCCUGAGGAUGUUCUGAGAUUAGACAGGAUUACUGACACAUACAUGUGUAGUCCUGAGGCGAACGUAUACGAUAUAGACUUCACGAGAUUCAAGAUACGUGAUUUGGAAAGUGGGACGGUGCUUUUUGAGAUUGCGAAGCCUCCAACGGACUUUGGAGUGGACAGUGAGGGCACCGACGAUGCUCCAGAGGAGCCGCUGGACCCUAACGCCGGGAGGUUCGUGCGCUACCAGUUCACGCCUCAAUUCUUGAAGCUAAAGACUGUAGGAGCCACGGUGGAGUUUACCGUUGGAGCUCGCCCUGUCAACCACUUCAGGAUGAUAGAGAAGCAUUUCUUCAGGGACACAUUGCUUAAGACCUUCGACUUUGAGUUUGGUUUCUGCAUACCGUUCUCAAGAAACACUUGCGAACACAUAUAUGAGUUCCCCACUUUGCCUCCUGAUCUAGUGGAUGAAAUGAUCACCGCACCAUUCGAGACGUGUUCCGACAGCUUUUACUUUGUCGACAACCGUUUGGUGAUGCACAACAAAGCAGAUUACGCUUACAAUGGCGGCAUCAACAAUUAAACACAUUUAUUGUUUACUACAAUUGGCACCAUGCAUCGUUUUCGUGAUUUAAUAUUUUAUGACACUGUUUGACACAUGUCAGUUUUCGAAAUUUGUGAGUAGAUCUCAGUUUGAGCUGUCAGAGAAAUAAAGGUAAAGACAAGUGAUGUUAUAGUAAAAGAUGAUAGUUGGAAAAUUAUCUUCCAAGCUAUUGAGGCAGUAAAAUAUUUUUGAAAUUGCUUAUUUUGAAAAAGGAAGAACCAGUAUGUGGCUAAGCCUAAUGGUGGAAGAUUGUAAAUACCUUUGAAUCUCAUCACAGAAUAGUUAACAAAUGGAGUUCAACUAGACACCGAGAUAUAGACAAUCUGAUUGGAUGUGCGCAUUAGCUAGAUGCUACUAGUUCCUCGAUCACCCACAACUAUAUUUUCUGCAGGAUACAAUGUUUAGUUAGUAUUCCAUUUGCUAACUAAUCUGUGUACAUUUGACAGCAUAACGUUCUUAAAUCACACUUAAAUACAUAAUAUUUGUGAUCUUAUUGAUUGUGAUUUUUACAACUAUACUUACUCAAGUAAUCAAUUUAAAUUAAUGUGAACUGAAUUUAAAUUAAGGGAGUGUUUUGUUUCAUGUUGUGUAAAGGUGUUGCACCUUUUCUAUUUUUAGUUUAUUACCGUUCAUUUUUAUCUUUUAUUAAGUUUUGAUAGAGGGGGAGUUUUUAAAAAGGGAAUCAGGGCAAGAUGUACGAAGGAAGGCAUUUAUAAAGUAUUUUUUAAGUAUUAUUUUACUUAUUUUAAUAAAAUUGAUCUCGAUAUUAACGGUAUUAUCUCAGUGAUGACAUUCCAAUUUAUUAUAUUUAAUUAGAAUAUGCCAUGUACUUAAUAAUGGUUAUAUGAUAGUUUUUAAUUAUUUCAAUUUAUUUUGAUUAUUUUUAGUGAUUGUGAUAUUGGUGAUACUUUAAGGUUCUAAUUUAAAAUUUUCAAGUCUUAUUUAAAACUAAAAUGUGUUAUGUACACUGAUGUGUCUUAUUAAUUUUAGUGUUGGCUAUACUUUGUAAUAAAUAGUAUUAUUAUAUUACAGUAUGUUUUAGCAAUUUUUCGAAAAACACUGAGUGAUCAACUUUACUCUCUUGCACUCUUUUCAAAUGUGUGUCGGCUACAGCGUGUUAUAUUUGUCUUUUUAAAUGGAUUUACUCAAUAAUUUCCUGCAUUAAUUUUAAAAGUCAAAAUAAUUACAGGUUGAGUAUUUCUUAAUAUAAAGCUUUUGUCGUAUUAACCUUAUCUAUGCAGUGCUUAUUUCAAAAUAUUAUUCUAGUCGUAUUGCAGGCUCUUGAAUUUAUUUUUUUGGUUUAUCUCCUAGCAUUUCAGUUACAAUAUUUUUUUGUGCUUAUUUUGACAAUUGAAGUUAAAUUAUAUACAGGGAAUCUCAA